ACCCACGACGAGCCAAUAGAUGUGAGCGGGAGACUAUCUGGGCAGCAGGAGCCCACGUGCGACUCAGUCAGUCAGUGGAGUAGAUAGUUAGGAGUAGCCGGAUAGAAAUAUGAAGAUGGACUCUACCCAACAGUCAUCACCAAACAGCACGGACGAAAUCCCUAAUGACCCUGGGAAGAUGUUUAUCGGAGGCCUCUCGUGGCAGACGACUGCAGAGGGCCUACGGGAGUAUUUUGGGAAAUACGGCGAAAUCAAGGAAACAAUGGUGAUGAAAGAUCCCGCUACCAAGAGGUCCAGGGGAUUCGGCUUCGUAACAUACCGGGAUCCUGCUAGCGUAGAGAAGGUUUUAGCUAGCGGCCCUCAUGCUCUAGAUUCGAAAACGGUAGACCCUAAGGUGGCGUUCCCGCGGAAGGCACAACCGAAGAUGGUGACAAGAACCAAGAAGAUAUUCGUGGGAGGUUUAUCCGCCUCAACGACAAUCGAAGAUGUCAAGAACUACUUCUCCAAAUAUGGCGAUAUUGAAGACGCGAUGCUUAUGUUUGACAAGACAACCAACAGACAUAGAGGUUUUGGGUUCGUCACGUUUGAACAAGAGGAUGUAGUAGAAAAAAUUUGUGAAAUACAUUUCCAUGAAAUCAACCAGAAAAUGGUUGAAUGUAAAAAGGCCCAACCCAAAGAGGUUAUGUUGCCAACACAACUGGCCCGGGGGCGUGGCCUGGCUCGGGGAGCUUACGUGACUGAAGAAGGAGAGGUCGUAUGGGAAAUUCCCAAUGAUGUUGUCGGUCUGCCGGAGCUGUGUUACCUUCCGACCGGUUUCCCUGGGUUUGCGGCUGCAGCUGCGUACGGCCGUGGGUUCCCUGCCUUCAGCCCAGCGGGGUACUACUACCCCGGGAUGACUACAGGAAUGAACACUACAGCCGCUGCUCUGAGUCUUGGUCCAACGGGCGUGGCACGUAGCGCGCCUACAUCCCGUAGUUCUGUGACUGCUUGUGUCUCCCCUGACUCAUAUCUUGGUGCAAUAACCGGUAGAUCACCGGGCUUCCCUGGUUAUGGCUACUUGCCUGUCCCCGCCACCCCUGGUGAGCGAACCACCUCCCCGGCCAUUUAUGCUGACUUUGGUGCUGGCCCCCCCAGUCAGCUGACUGCGGCCGGCAUCCAACGGAGUGAGCCUUCGCCCAUUCCUAUAUCGAGCUCGCCCAUCCACCGUGACCCUGGGUCCCUGCAUCGUAAUUCUGGAAUAGCAGCGGCAACAGCUGCUAUGAUCAACAACUUUGGCGCCCAGGCGUUCCCGACGGCCACUUCGCCAAGCAGUCGCUCGUUUCCGCCGGCUAACAGCCCUGGACCUAUAGAUCUGUACACCUCCGGACAGGAGGCCCUGAGCUAUGUACAGGCCACCAGCCCCCAACCCUCGGCUUUUGGGCACAACAUUGCCGUCAGUCGGGGACCACUGAUCGCGGCAAGCUUCCAAAAUGGCUACCAUUGAGGUGUCACCCCUACCAGCCAAGCUUCGGAGGAUCCGUGCUGACUGGUCAGAAUUUUUGAGGUGAAAGACCCCAGUCUUCACCGGCUGCAACAACAUGUGGAUGAUGUCGCUACGACAACGACACUGUUGCCGAGGCCUGAUGCAACUCUCGUCACUAUGACGACUUGACUCUGAGGUCAUCCUAUACUAUUCAUGUCAUACGUAUUGUUCAUUGUCAUAAGUGGUAUUGUAAAUAUUUUUGCGUAAGGUUAAUGAUGUUGCCUCUGGUUUUCAUUGUGAAAUACCCAUUUUGGGGUCUUCUUAUUGGUUUAUUUUCAAAUUUUGACUUGUUUUUAACUCGUCUGACGUCCAUGUUAUAAAUGUUGUGUAGAUGUAGUUAGCUGUAGACAUUGUAGACAUAUUACCGAGCUCUGUCAUUCAUACGCUGACAUGGCUCGUGAUCUGAGCUCGUUCAUACAUACAUAUGCUGAUGUAGAUUAUCAGUUAACAUUUGUUUAAUUUGUUUUUAUACCAAUUUUUAUUGUGUUCAUGACAUUAAACCAAGAUCUUAUAUUUUCAUGGAUUUUUAAAAAGAAAUGUUAAUGUAUUUAUUUUGAGCAUUAGCAAGCUUGUUUCCCCCGAGAUGGCAUGGUCGGUCGAUUUAGAUUCGGCUGUUGUCAGACUCAGCUGCGAGUACUUCCCUAUGAAGUUAAUUGUUAACUAGGUAUAAACAACCUCUGCAAAUAAGGCCUACAGGCUUGCACAGUUAGAACGUAGACUAGGAAGGAAGUAUUUUCACCUCAAACAUUAUUUAGAUGUUUUUAAUUAGUAAGCUACGUUUUUGACAAAUUUACACUGAUAGCAAUACAUUUGUAUAAAGUUGUUAUGAUGAAACUGUUACUUGAUGUUGGUGGGCGUCGCCCUUGUUUAUGCAGUGUAUAUUAUAAUUUGGCAUGUUUAAUAUUAGAAUUUUACUCGAAUUGGCAGGUCCAUACUUAUACUAUUUUAGCGGUUGUUUUAAUGGUUGUUUACAAAUGUGGACAUAUUAUGUGAUUCUCAACCUUGAUGGCGUCGUCUCAGUUCAAUUUUACACUUCAUAGAUUUAUCUUCCUCCAUCGCUAUUUUGCUUUAUAAAUGUUUACAAUGUAGCUAUUUUUUGCCUUCGUUUAACAACCUAUUUUUUUAGAAAUCCCACCAUAUAAAUUCAUUACAAGAAGUUUUAUUUUUAUGACGUGACGUUUCACAACUGCAAAUGAAGUCGAAAUAUUUAUGAAAUGUUUUUCAACCACUUUGUCCAAAACCUGUGUUUUCAUCUUCCAUCGCUUGAAGUUCUGAACAAUCGAAGAUCAAUUAUUUCUCUACUUUUUUCCUGUUACCAUUUUUAACAAUGUUUAUUUUUCAUUUUAUUGUCAGAGUUUAUUUUUAUGGAAGGACAUUUUACUUAACUACCGAAAGUCUCCCUAUGUUGUUUUUGCCCUACUGGAGGAAGCCGUGUCUCGAAACUGCAUUCUAUUGCCGACUGCCAUUCCUGACAAACUCUCCCUGUCCACUGCCCUCAAACCGACACCAGCAAUUCCAUGCCUAGGGUUCACAGCCCUCAGUCUGGGACAUGAUAGUCCUCACCAAAGGACUUGAAAGUUCCAGUGGACACGGUGUCAUUUCUUGAGAGCCAAAGCUGUACAAUGUUACAUAAUCGGUUUGGUCAGUACAUGAUCCGAUGCGUGUGUUGUACAACCAGAGGAAGGUCGUUCAGUGAGGACAGGUGUGGUGUCCUGCCAACAGGUGUUGCAUGUUACCCGAUGACAGGUGUUGCAUACCACCUGGAAAGGAGCUGUUGCCACCAAUGACAAUUGGUGUUGCCACCUGGGGAUAUGUUUAAGGGAAUGGUAGGCAGGUAAAGGUGUACAGGGUAUUUAUCCCCCUCCCCUCACUGCGACUACAGCGGUCACGUCAUUGUUCCAGUCAACUGCGACUACCAUGGACGUCGUGCACCGCUGGUCCCACUGCUGCAGUCAUCUGUAUGGCAGGGACUACUGUGUAUGUGUGUAAUUAUUGCUUCUACUUAUAUGACCACUGUUUACUUGUUGGUUACCUCUGUACAGACCUGGAUGUUGUCAACGUCAACAGUAGCGUAGGUUUUGAUGUGGUUUUCACUGUUUUUGCACUAUUGUGUGUGUAAAUAACCUCAAGGUAGUUUGUAGCUCUAUGAUCUCUCCCACGAUUCGAAAAGUCUCUAUAAAUGUACAAAACUAAGCAACGAACAAGUUGAAAUAGUAGACAUUGACGUAAGAGGUCACUACAUAGUUAGCUCCCCUCUCUAGAUAAGCAAUGUUAGCACCUACAAGAUGGCUGCCGUCCGACUGCCAUCUUCCAAAUGGCAUCAUAUUCAUUGCGAUGUGGUUGUACGAGGAUGUAUGUGUGGAGCGUCCUUCCUACUCCAUUGUUAAGGAGAGUUGAAGAUGGAGGCGUUUGUUACAAGUAUUUUAUCUGGUUAGUCUAUGUUUAAUUUGUAAAUACUGAUUUUUACUGUUUUUACCGAAACUUCGGCAGCACCCCUGAUUGUCAUCUCUUGGUUGUUAUUUUUCGUAUAUUUAAAUGCCAUGGACAGAGCGGUCCAGUCUUUUCAAUUUGGACCUGUGCCGAGGUUGCCAUGACGACGGCCACAUUCCUCAGGAUCUGUAGUUCAAUAGUUAGUCGUUAGAGAGGCUCGUUAGCUUCGGUUGAAGAUCAGCGCAGUCAGGUCAUGCCGUCACUGAAGGUCAAGGUUAUGGUGAAGGUCAUUUGAUGACCUCAUCGUUUAUAGGCAUGUACAUUUGUAGACAUCUUACUCCCUGGCAUUGUAUUUUAGCAAAUAUAUUUAAAUUAUUGGCACAAAGUUUUAAUUAGCUUCGCCAUGACAUUGGUCAUACAGCCAUGUAUUCAUCUGAUACAUCGAAAUUUCUAUACCUCUUUGAGAUUUUAAAUUUAGAUCAUUAUUAAGCUUUUUUGGGUGGAAUAUCCGGGUGUACAUAUGUUGAUCAUUGACACAAGAAAAGCUAGCCAUUUUAGCAGAGUAGACAGUUUCAUGUUACCAAAAAUCUGUCUCUUUGUGUGUGUACUAGCUAGAAAGACAAGUAGCCACUCUCAGUACUAUCAUGGCCACGGGUUAAACGUAGACCGAAAUUAAUCUGUACAUUUUGAUCCGAGUAGAGUAGACGAUAGUAGAGGUGAUAUCCUUAUUGUUCAUGAACUAGAACAUGCAAUAGUUUCUGUUGGAUCAUUCUAAAUUAUUCCUUAUUGACUAUUGAGAGAUAUUUUAUUGAAAGGAUGUCAUUAUUUUGUAUUUAAUUCUACAGACCCCAUUACAUGACAUAUCAGUUUUCCAAAGUUGAAUUAGGUACCUUGUUAGCUAUAACAAAUUGUACUUACAGAUCUGAACAUAGCUAUACAUGUGUGGCAGUUCCCUAGAAACUGCCAUAAGUCAUCCGUCCCAAGUUGAUACGUAGCUAGUUACUAGGUAGGAAUUUGACAUUUUAACUUUUGAAACCAAAGUCUGCGAGUGAUGCAUUUCAGUGGCAAGUACAUCCAAAGAUGCACCUUCGUAUUGAUUAACAUGUGAUGUCAUUGAGAGGAUUAAUAAACACCAUUUUCGAUUACUGUGAAAAGACAUGGAGCAUAUUUAAUUGAGCGGACAUGUCACUUUUGAAAUUUCACUGAAAGACUGAUUAGUUCACCGAAGUGUACAUAUUCACUGCACCGAUGGAAAAGUUGCCCUCAGGUAGAAGUGCCAAUGACAGUCUUGUACGGAAUGCAUCACAAGGAUAUGUAGGAUAUACGCCAGCUCUGGCAUGAGGGGUAUGGAAUCUCAGUUGUCUCCCCUGAUCAAACUUCGUGUGAUCUGACAUCGCUGAUCUGUAGGCUAGCUCUAGGGAGAGGUCAAGGUCACACGACCGCGACCUGGAUCGCGUGUAUACAUAGGAUGUCUCGAUGACUUCUUACAGUGCUUCAUGUGUACAGAACUAAAGCGUGAGUCUGUAUAGAGGUUUUUCCUACUGUUAUUGUUAAUUUCAUGUUUUAGACAGAGUACAUGUCUUUGCAGCUAAUACAACCCUGUUAACUCCUGUUCAGGGUAUCUUGUUUUGUCUGGGGGAAAACAUUGGAGGAAAGAACAUAUUUAUGACUUUAUUUCCACCUUGUUGCUACUGCUCCUGUUCAGACUGGAGCAAAUAUUCAGUGUAUCCCAAACCACCAACGAUUAAACCACACGAUCUCCUGUUGAGGGCAACAACUCAGUUGUGUUAUCUACCUCUCAACUCAUUAACAUUAUUUGUAAAUAAGACAUGUUCUUGAUACACCAGCUAACUUGAGCAUGUAAAAACCACAGCUUGAAUAUGACAAGGGAAAUGUCCCAGUCCACUAGUUAGAAACUACACGAUAUAGUAUAGUAUGUACUGAGUUGUUUCCCUUGUGAUGUCAGUUAUCUCCCUUUAUAACCGUUAACUAUGAGGAAGGCUUGAUUGAUUUGGGGUUGUUGCCUUGAACAGGAUAUGUUUUGUUGUGUAAGCACAAUACCAUUGAUUAGCUUACAAGUGACUAGUUGAACUUAUUACCAGUGCAGUCAUGCUGGGGUGAUUGUAGCAAUUUUUUGUGUGAAAUAUACAAGUAUAUCAAAUGAUUGGAUGUAAAUAUUUUGAAUGUACUACGCAAUCAACUCAGUGCUAUUGAAGGGACCAGAGACAGCUGCUCACGAAACGGGUCAAACAAGUUUUAGCAUUUUAGAUUUUAAAUUGUUAUCUUGCACAAUGUAUGAAGUCUUCACAAUCAUGCAAUAAAAUUUGUUAUAAUCUUGAUAAUAGCAAUAAUUGGUGGGUAUCAGUGGACGUAACAGUUGUGAUACCACAGCGCCACCUGGCACUGCAUCCGUCAGUAGGUCAAGGUCACCCGUAGACAUGUGCUCUGUUUAUGUGAUUUGACCGACCUUGACCUUUAUGUGCUGACAUGUCAUGUCAUGCACAAGGCCUGGUCGGAAACUUGUUGUAGAUAUUGUCGGUGAACACUCAGUCCCCACACACACAUCCAUGUCAACAUCAUUGGAGGGCAUAAUAUCUCACUGUGAAGUUUUUGAGGGACUUGAUGCAUGUAGUGUACUAGAAAAUGAAAACAAACCAAAAGAGCAUGAUGGAAAAAAUGAUUAAACUGAAAACAUCAAUCCUAACAAUUUGAGCUUGAAAAUAUAUUACUCAACAUUUCUAAGGACCAAAAUAGUCAUCUUCAGUCAAAGGUGUGGUCGUUAGGGAAUGUUGAGUGGCAUAAUUUAAAUUAAAGAUUUUACGUGCAACAGUGCUCUGUAAGCCCAUCCAGAAUCUUUGGAAAUUGAUUGAUAAAACUUUGAAUGUAGUAUUUUGGUGUUGGGUGUGAGUGUGGAACACUGAUGAUUGUGAAUCGACGUAGACAUUCAGUUGUUAGGCUUAACUCACCUCUAGAUUCUCCAGCCUGUGUGAGACAUGGUGCUGUGGAUGUGGUAUGUAUGCCAGGACUAAGGUGUCGACUACAGAGACCCAGCAGUGUCGAUAAUGUUGCAGAAGCCAAGCGUCGGUCCUGACCCAACACACAUCCCCAGUCACCUGUCAUUGUUUAAUAUAAUCUAGCAACUAGGGUAAACCAUUAUCUUUGAACAAUAUUGACAAGUGCCAAAGACCAAGCUGACUUAAUAUUUUUUCGUGUAUGUUUAGCAAUAGGUAUAACACUUUCAUGUAGCUAGCAUCUGGCUCUACACAUCAGCUGAUGUUGUGCCCCCUCCCUCUCCCUCUACCUCCCCCCUCCCCAUGGUGAUAUAGGCCACUGACAUAUGUACACUUCUUGUCCAUCGUAACCCAUGUAUGUAUGUUUGACUGCCCAGCCGGCACAUUACAGGCCUGUGCCUCCUUGUUGUCGUCUGUGGCUCGUGUUUUGUGCACAAUUUUUUUCUGAAAUAAAAAUGGUUGAAUCUUUA
Molecule: messenger RNA, 7433 nt
Organism: Haliotis rufescens (red abalone)
Lineage: Eukaryota; Metazoa; Mollusca; Gastropoda; Lepetellida; Haliotidae
Product: RNA-binding protein Musashi homolog 2-like
Exons: 16
Coding region: 110-1483 (457 amino acids)
Cellular component (GO): cytoplasm
Molecular function (GO): RNA binding
Source: RefSeq, a predicted model, not a curated record